Penicillium diatomitis is the source of this 3789-nucleotide messenger RNA. Its product is annotated as cohesin subunit SMC1. The transcript has 4 exons. NCBI's taxonomy places the organism in Eukaryota, Fungi, Ascomycota, Eurotiomycetes, Eurotiales, Aspergillaceae. The record is from RefSeq and is a predicted model, not a curated record. Gene Ontology annotation, cellular component: nucleus; chromosome; cohesin complex. The coding region runs from base 1 to 3789 and encodes 1262 amino acids. Gene Ontology annotation, molecular function: DNA binding; protein binding; ATP hydrolysis activity. Gene Ontology annotation, biological process: sister chromatid cohesion.
AUGGGGAAACUCAUUCGAUUGGAGCUUUUCAAUUUCAAGUCCUACAAAGGUCACCACACCCUUCUUUUCGGUGAUGCGUUCUUCACAUCUAUCAUCGGUCCUAAUGGCUCCGGAAAGUCAAAUUCCAUGGAUGCGAUAUCGUUCGUUCUAGGAAUAAAAUCGUCUCAUCUCCGGUCCGUCAAUCUCCGUGACCUGGUCUACCGUGGGCGGGUCCUGCGUACCUCGAAAGUAGACGGAGAGCCCACCGCCAACGGAGCAGAAGGCGAGCCCGAGGAAGAUGGCGAUGCCAUGGACGAGUCGCAGGAUACAGGAGGCGCGAACGAUCCGAAGACUGCCUGGGUUAUGGCCGUGUAUGAAGAUGACGCCGGCGAGGAGCAACAAUGGCGCCGCUCAAUUACCAGCUCUGGCGUUAGCGAAUACCGCAUCAACAACCGGACCGUGACUGCACAACAGUACAACGAAGCCUUGGAGGAAGAGAACAUUCUCAUUCGCGCUCGAAAUUUCCUUGUAUUCCAAGGAGAUGUUGAGGCUAUUGCCUCACAGUCGCCCAGAGAUCUCACUCGUCUGAUCGAGCAGAUUUCCGGCAGUCUGGAGUACAAGGCCGAGUAUGAAAAGCUUAAAGCGGAGGCGGAAGAAGCCGCGGAGCAGCAGACUGUGCAGCUCAAUCGCCGGCGAGGUAUCAACUCCGAAGUCAAACAAUACCAAGAGCAAAAGAGGGAAGCGGAGAACUACACCAAGAAGGCAGAGGAGCGCGACCAGGCCAUCAUCACACAUAUUCUGUGGAAGCUCUUCCACUUCCAGCGUCUCAUCGAUGAGUCCAGUGCGGAUAUUCAAAAAUACCAAGAGGAACUCAAGGAGUAUCGCCGUGGCAUGGAAAAGUACGAGAACAAUGUCGAGGAGGCAAAGAAGGAUCACGCACGCGUUGGCAGGGAUGUUGGCAAGGCUGAAAAGAACAUCGUCAAGAAAGAGAAGGAUAUUGAGGAUCUCAACAACUCACUCAUCCCUGUCGACGAAAAGAUUGACAUCACGCAGAAGAAGGUUGAGCGUUACUCCUCGAAAAUCUCUGAAAUCGACCGGGAGCGCAGCGCUCAGGCGAACAAUGCCAAGCAGCUCGAGAAAGAUCUCAAGCUUGUUGAGAAGGCCCAGGCGCAGUGGGAAGCAGAAUGGCAAAGAACCAUGAGCAAGCAGGGAGUGCAAAUGAGCGAGGCAGACCAGCAUGAAUACCACAAGCUGAGAGAAGAAGUUAGCAAGCGAUCUUCUGCGGACCAAUUGAACCUCGACAAUUUACGUCGGCAACGCAAGACUGAAGCUGAAGCUGUGAACAGCUUGAAGGGCAAAUUCGAAAGCACGCAGUGGCAGCUGCAGAGUUUGGAGUCUGAGAUGGCUACCAUGAACGAGAGGAAGACAACUCUGAAUGAUACUAUCAAGACGACUACCAAGGAGAUCGACCGCAAAAAGAAGGACCUCAAUGCUCUCACGUCAGAGCGCCUGAAGAUUUCCCAGAUGCGAACAGAACUGGAAGAAAAGCUCCAGGUUGUGCUCAAGAAGCUGCUUGAAGCCGAUGACGGCAAAAAGCAGAAUGAGCGUGAAAUUCGGGCCAAAGAACUUGUUUCAACAUUGAAACGUAUCUUUCCUGGCGUGAAAGGCCGUGUCAGUGAUCUCUGUCGUCCCAAACAGAGGAAAUAUGCCGACGCAGUGAGCACCGUUCUUGGUCGCCACUUUGAUGCGAUCGUGGUUGACAACGAGAAGACUGCCAAGGAGUGUAUCCAGCAUCUGCGUGAUCAACGCGCAGGACAGGCAACUUUCAUCCCCCUAGAAACUAUUCAGGUGAAGGCCUUCAAUUCUAAUUUGAAAGGUAUGCACAGGGGUAUGCGACCUGCGAUUGAGACCAUCGACUACGACGACUCCGUCGCUCGCGCAAUCAGCUAUGCUUGUGGCAACUCGAUCGUCUGUGAUGAUCUUGCGACAGCAAAGUAUCUGUGCUAUGAGCGUAACGUCGAUGCAAAGGCUGUCACUCUGGAUGGCACUGUGAUUCACAAGGGUGGUUUGAUGACUGGUGGACGUGGUCCUCAGCAAAGUUCGUCUAAGCGCUGGGAGGACUCUGAAGUUGAGAACCUUCACAAGCUGAAGGAUAAGCUGAUGGCGGAUCUCGCCACCCUUCCAAAGAGUCACCGACGUGGAUCUGAAGAAGAAACCCUCCAGGGAGAGCUCGUAGGGCUCGAGCAGCGACUGAGCUAUGCUAAAGAGGAAUUGAAGGCGCUUGAACGAAAUAUUCAAAGCAAACGAAGCGAGCUCGACUUUGUCAAGCGCCAACACGAAGACCUGCGACCCAAAUACACAGAGAGGAAAGAAAACCUCGAUGAGUUGGACGAGACCAUUGAAAGCACUGAUGCUUCUGUCAGUGCUGUGGAGGAUGAUGUCUACCGCAGGUUCUGCAAGCGUCUUGGUUUUGAGAACAUUCGCGAGUACGAAGCGCAGCAGGGCUCAUUGCAAGAGGAGGCUUCGCAAAAGAAGCUCGAGUUCACAACACAGAAGAGUCGUAUUGAAAAUCAACUGAGCUUCGAAAAACAAAGAAUCCAAGCUACUGAUGAUCGUAUCAACGGUCUCAGGGCUCAAUACGAGCGUGACGUUAGCCUCAUUGAAGAGCUUCAGGUCCAGCAAGAGGAAAUUCGCAAUGAGCUUGAUGAGUCUAACGCGGAGCUUGAACUGUUGCGCGAGAAUCUUAAGCAGCAGAAAGAAAUCUAUGCGCAAGCUGCUGAAAACCUUGCCGAACAAAGAAGGGAGCUUCUGAAGCGCAGCAAGCACACUGAAGGUACCCUUAAGCAGAUUAAUGCUCUUGAAGCCGAGAUCCAGCGAAACUCUUCUAGUCGAUAUGCUCUCUUGCGACGAUGCAAGCUCGAAGACAUCGACAUUCCUCUUACAGACUCUUCCAAUGGACUUGACAAGCUUCCAAUCGACGACCUCGCACAGGGCGCCGCCGAUCCUGAUGCAAUGGACGUAGACGAGGGUGAUGAGAUGGAUGAGUCUCCUAUCGUUCAAGACUAUGGCAUUGAAGUCGAUUUUGAUUCGCUCGGAGAGUCGCUUAAAGAGGGAACCGACGAGAAGCUCGAGGAAGAAUUGCUCGAUAAAGUUCGCGCCCUCAACAGUGAACUGGACAAGAUGGCUCCGAAUACCAGGGCUAUGGAGCGCCUGGAAAGUGUGGAAAACAAACUUCGGAGCACUGAAAAGGACUUUGAGGAUGCUCGCAAGUACGCUCGACGAGCCAAGGAUGACUUUGAAGCGGUCAUGAAGCAACGUUCCGAUCUCUUCAAUAAAGCCUUUACGCACAUCUCAGAGCAGAUUGGUCCCAUUUACCGCGAGCUGACUCGGAGUACAAAUUAUCCUCUAGGGGGUCAAGCUUAUCUGGACAUUGAAGACUCCGAUGAGCCAUACCUGGAUGGUAUCAAGUACCAUGCCAUGCCCCCGCUGAAACGUUUCCGAGACAUGGAGCACCUAUCCGGGGGUGAGAAGACCAUGGCCGCACUCGCUUUAUUGUUCGCUAUCCACUCUUACCAACCAUCACCUUUCUUCGUGUUGGACGAGGUUGACGCUGCGCUUGAUAACACAAACGUUGCUCGCAUCGCCAAUUACAUCCAUGACCACGCAGCUCCCGGCAUGCAGUUCAUUGUGAUCAGUCUGAAAGCCGGAUUGUUCCAGAACAGUGAGGCUCUUGUCGGCAUCUAUCGCGAUCAGGUGGAGAACAGCAGCAAGUCUUUGACCCUCGAUGUGAGUAACACGGCGCUUGAGUGA